Messenger RNA from Lepus europaeus (European hare), 3344 nucleotides. RefSeq names its product FYN binding protein 1 (gene FYB1). NCBI's taxonomy places the organism in Eukaryota, Metazoa, Chordata, Mammalia, Lagomorpha, Leporidae. Gene Ontology annotation, biological process: integrin-mediated signaling pathway; protein localization to plasma membrane; T cell receptor signaling pathway. Gene Ontology annotation, cellular component: plasma membrane. Bases 186 to 2696 code for a protein of 836 amino acids. The record is from RefSeq and is a predicted model, not a curated record. Gene Ontology annotation, molecular function: lipid binding; protein binding. The transcript is spliced from 19 exons.
UUCUCAGAUGUGAAAGUUAGCUAACCCGAGAGCUGGAUAAUUGUGCAAAAAGAGAAGGGAGUGGCUCUCAGACAGUCACAGAACAACCAUGUUUGAUGGCUAAUUAGGCAUGAAAAACCAUAUUUAGUAUUUCAUACGUCCUGCCUCUUCUACAUGCCCAUUUUCUCACUAGCCCACCCUUCCACAUGGAUGGAAAAGCAGAUGUGAGGGCCCUCAUGGCGAAAUUCAACACCGGGGACACCGUGACCGAAGAGGUCUCGGGUACCAGUCGACCCUUCCGAGUCCCCGGCCAGAACUCGCCUUCCGGGAUCCAGGCAAAGAAGAACUUAUUCAACAGCCCGGGAAAUGGCAGCCCCCCGCCAGGACACGGCAGCCUUCCUAAAUUUGGGUCCCCAAAGCCACCUUUGGGGGCGAAACCUUCUGAGGAAAAGAUGAGCAAGGACCCCAAACCCCCAUUUUUAAAGCCAACUGGAGUGGGCCAAAGAUUCGGGACUCCAGCGAACGUGGCCGCCAGAGACCCUGAGGUGAAGGCUGGAUUUCCGAAACCUGUGGGCCCCAAGCCCCUCAGCGGGCCCAAGGAAGAGCCCAAGGCCACGUUUCCCCGGUCUCCGGGGAGUAAGCCGCCCCUGCACACCCUAAACCAAGACCGUGACUUGAAGCCCGGGCUUCCUCCUCCCCCUGCUCCAGCCUCAGAAAAUGAACAGAAGCAAGUGUUCCCGAAGCUGGCUGGGGUCAAAGGCAAGUUUAUGGCAGCCUCCCAGGACCUAGACCCCAAGCCCCCCUUCCCCAAGCCCACCUUCGGCCAGAAGCCGGCCCCGAGUGCCGAGGACGUGCGUGAAGACGAGAGUCCCAGUCGGAGUGUGUCCUCCCAGAAGGGACCGCCGGCUCCCCCGGGAGCCAAAUCCAAAAUCAAACCCGCAAGGGAGGACCCCGAGAGCAAAGACCAUGGGAGUGACCCGUCCAGCUCCUCUUUCCCUGGCGUGGUUCUGAAACCUGCGGCCAGCAGAGGCGGCCCGGGCCUCUCCAAAGCUGGCGAGGACAAAAAGGAAGAUCGGAAGAUAGAUGCUGCUAAGAACGUCUUCCUGGGCAAAGUGAGUCAGGAGGAGUCGGGCCCGGGGGCUCCUCCUGCCAAGUUCCCCAAGGCGCCUUCCAAGCUGCCGGUGGGGGGGCCGUGGGGCCAAAGUCAAGAGAAGGAAAAGGGAGAGAAGAACGCAGCCGCCCCAAAGCGGAAGCCACUGCCGCCACUAUUUACCUUGGGUCCACCUCCGCCAAAACCCAACCGACCACCACACGUUGACCUGACGAAGUUCCGAAAAGCUGCUUCUAGAAACAAUGCCAACAAAGGCCAGACGCCUUACUCAACAGCGUCCCUGCCACCACCUCCACCAUCCCAUCCAACCAGCCAACCACCCUUGCCAGCAUCUCACCCAACACAACCGCCAGUCCCAAGCCUACCUCCCAGAAACAUUAAGCCUCCAUUGGACCUAAAAGGUUUUGUAAAUGAAGAGAAUCAAGAUGGUGCCAUGAACACUGAUGGUCCUGGAAACAUAGAAGAGGAACAAGAGAGUGAAGGAGAAACAUAUGAAGACAUAGAAGCAUCCAAGGAACGAGAGAAGAAGAGGGAAAAGGAGGAAAAGAAGAGACUAGAGCUGGAGAAAAAGGAGCAGAAAGAGAAAGAAAAGAAAGAACAGGAGAUAAAGAAGAAAUUUAAACUGACAGGCCCUAUUCAAGUCAUCCACCAGGCAAAGGCCUGCUGUGAUGUCAGAGGAGGGAAGAAUGAACUGAGCUGCAAGCAAGGGGAGCAAAUUGAAAUCAUCCGCCUCACCGACAACCCUGAAGGAAAAUGGUUGGGCAGAACCUCCAAGGGCUCGUAUGGCUAUAUUAAAACAACCGCUGUAGAGAUUGACUACGAUUCUUUGAAACGCAAAAAGUCCUCUCUUGGUGCUGCUCUUUCAUCAAGACCUAUUGAAGAGGACCAAGAAGUAUAUGACGAUGUUGCAGAGCAAGAUGACGUUAGCAGCCACAGUCAGAGUGGAAGUGGAGGGAUGUUCCCACCACCUCCCGAUGACGACGACAUUUAUGAUGGGAUAGAAGAGGAGGAUGCUGGCGAGGGCUCUAUGCUACAGGUUGAAGAGAAGAGUAACAUGUGGCCCUGGGGCAUUUUGAAGAUGUUAAAGGGAAAAGAUGACAAAAAGAAAAGUUUACGAGAGAAACCUAAAGUCUCUGAGUCAGAAACUAAUGAAGGUUCAUCUUUCCCUUCUCCUCCUAAACAAUUGGAGAUCGGAGAUGAAGUUUAUGAUGAUGUGGAUGCUUCAGAUUUCCCAGCGCCAUCAGCAGAGUUGAGUCAAGGAAUGAAUAUUGGAAAGACCAAGACAGAAGAAAAAGACCCUAAGAAGUUAAAAAAGCAGGAAAAGGAAGAAAAAGACUUCAGGAAAAAAUUUAAAUAUGAUGGUGAAAUUAGAGUCUUAUAUUCAACCAAGGUUGUACCUUCCUUAACUUCUAAGAAGUGGGGGACCAGAGACCUACAGAUAAAACCUGGUGAAUCUCUUGAAGUUCUGCAAAACACAGAUGACACAAAAGUUCUCUGCAGGAAUGAAGAAGGAAAAUAUGGUUAUGUGCUUCGGAGUUACCUGGUUGACAACGAUGGAGAGAUCUAUGACGAUAUUGCUGAUGGUUGUAUCUAUGAUAAUGACUAGGCUCAGCUUUGGUCUUUCUGCUGUGUCCCCUAGUUGCCAAGAUGAAGGUGGAGUCUCCACUGGAAACCAUUGUUGGGUAUCAUAGAAAAUGAAUGCACAAAACCACUUGUACUGUUUGUUGUGAAUUUCUGAUUACCCCUAGAAAGUUUUGAAAUGUUGAACUUAGAAAAUGGUCUUUCUGCUUAAUAUCUCAGAAGACUGCAUCAGUGACAUGUAAGAAUUAGAAAAUAACCCAUUUCUGCUCUGGCCGUGAUUAUGAAGAUAUUACUUUUAGGCUGUCAAUGGAAGAUGUCUUCUCCUCUUCAAAAAAGAGUGAAAAAAUGAGAUCACUGCAGAAAAAAACAUGACUAUACUGUCUAAAAAACAACCCUAAGGAAGAAAAAUAAAGAAUCUGGGGAAGGAAAUUGUAAAACAUUCCGCAAGAAGAAAGCUAUUGUUUGUAUCUCUAAAUAUGAAAGCAUAUUAUAUUUUCUAUUCAAAUGAUCUAUCUUGUUAAAAGGCAGAGCUGUUAAAUAUUUUUUGAAAAUUAUUGUAAUAGUGAAACUUUUGUAUAAAGUUUGUUUCUAUUUGGCAAUUGUGACUAUGUGGUAACCCAUGAGAAUGUAAUGCAUUCAGUGUGCACAUCUAACAUUAAACUACAGAAGUUUC